UCUUUGCGAAAAUGUGAUUUUUUUCCCUUGUAAUCCUUUAUUUGUUGUAUAUGCUACAUAGAAUCCUGUAAACCGAUGUAAAAUAAAAAAUUAUCUUUUUUCCCUUCAAAUCUCUUUCAAAAACUCAAUUUACUUCGUUCAAUAUUUCUUUGAAGUGAGAAGUCGUGAUCGUAACGUGAUCACGCGCUUUGCUUUUCCUUCCGAUACAAUAGUAAAUCUUAUCUCAACGAAAACGCGCAUGCCGAUAACGCGGAUUCACACCAGAUGUGACGAGCUGACGGGAUGACGGACUUUGAACAUUGAUUUCGCGAUAGCUGUUCGGUCGACAGGACGGACGGAAAGAAGCGAAGAUCAUUAGUCGUGCGCGUUUAAACGGGCGGAACGCGUGCCAAAAGAACGAAGCGAGCGUGCGUCCCGAGUGAAGUUCUCGCUGUCGCGACGUGACGCGACGCGACGCGCCGGCGCCGUAGGCGCUCAGCCUAUUCGCACGGCGUGCGCGGAUAAAGGCGCGCGUAGAAUCGAACGAAUGCGAAGUUGUCCGCCAGUUGAUCGGGCGAAAGGAAAGCGCGCGGAGGAGAUGUGAAACGCGCUCGCGCGUGGCGAAAACUCGACGCGGAGACUGCCAGCGAGAAAGGCGCGACAACAGGCCGAUCCCACGCGACGAAGCGACGAUGAGAUCCGCGAAAGGAAUGUAUGAUACGCAACGAGCGCACGACGCGCAACAAGUCAACAGGUCGCUUUACCUGCUGUUUGAAGACAUAACGUAUAGCGUGCGGAAGGGAAUCUUAACAAAGGAGAGAACAAAAUUGCUGAGCGAUCUUAAUGGUGACUUUCGACCGGGCGAACUUACAGCUAUUAUGGGUCUUUCGGGUUCUGGAAAAUCUACAUUAAUGGACAUCCUAGCUGGUUUCACGACAACCUCGGUUAGUGGCAGAAUUAUGGUGAAUGGGCGUCAGCGAAAUAUGUCAGAAUUUCGUAAACUAUCCGCUUACAUAAUGCAGGACGAUAAAUUGCAGCCACUUUUAACGGUGCAAGAAGCGAUGCUUAUUGCUGCUGAUCUCAAACUCGGAUUGGACCACUAUGAGAAAUUGCAGAAGAUCGACGAAAUAUUAGUAGCAAUGAGUCUCGACGAGUCUCGUUAUACGCUUACUGGCGAACUUAGCGGAGGCCAAAGAAAAAGACUUGCCAUAGCACUUGAACUAAUUAAUAAUCCACCAGUCAUGUUUUUUGAUGAACCUACAAGCGGUCUAGAUAGCGUUACUUCAAAACAAUGCUUAGCACUUUUGAAGCAAUUAGCGCAAGAAGGACGAACUAUAAUCUGCACGAUUCAUCAACCGAGCGCGACUCUCUUUAACAUGCUGGAUCAUCUUUAUGUAAUUGCUGACGGUAAUUGCGUUUAUACGGGCAGCACGUAUAAUUUGGUGCCAUAUCUAAGUAGUAUAGGAUUGCACUGUCCGACGCAUUAUUAUCCCGUUGACUUCUUGAUGGAGAUAUGCAAUGGCGAUUAUGGUCCCCAUGUAUCCAAAUUGGUGGAAUCGAUCGAAAAUGGCAGAUGUGAUAUAUGGAGAUCGAAGAAAGACUUUCAUUUAAAAAGCAAUGACAUUAUUAAUUUGGAACAACUCGGUCCUAAGAGACUGUAUUCCUACGAAAUAGAAUUUAAGCAUACCCCAUAUUAUACUGCCAAUUCUUGGAGACAAUUUUGCAUUCUUGUCAAAAGAAAUGCAAUUAAAUUAUUUCGCAAUAAAGUCUUAACGCUCUCACGGAUCUCAAUGCACUUUGCGAUCGCUCUGAUUAUUGGCAUUUUAUAUUUCAGAAUUGGUCAAGAUGCCGCUUUCGUUUUAGAUAAUUUUAAUUUGUCAUAUUUCAACAUAAUGUUUCUUAUGUACAGUGCGUUUAGUCCUACAAUGCUUAUGUUUCCUUUGGAGUUACCGAUAAUCGUACGUGAACAUUUUAAUCGUUGGUACAAACUACGAUCGUAUUAUUUAGCGAAUAAAUUGACUGAUUUUCUGCUUCAACUUAUUAUCACAUCUAUUUAUUCCAUCAUAGUAUAUUAUAUGAGCGAUCAGAUUAAUGAAAGUAGAAGGCUUGGAUUAUACAUGCUUAUGUGCUUCCUCGUUAGUCUAGUUGCCCAAACGGCUGGUCUCAUCGUAGGGUCUGGAUUAAAAGUCCAGAAUAGUGCAAUUUUUGGACCGUUUACAAUGAUGUUUUUCAUUAUGUUUAGUGGUUUCUUUGUGCACGCCAAAGACGUGCAUCCGUACUUAAAUUGGUUGUUUCACCUAUCGUUUCUCAAAUAUGCUUUUGAAGGAGUAUUGAUAGCUAUUUAUGGUUACGAUCGAGCGAAAUUGAAAUGUUCGGCAGAUUAUUGCCAUUUUGCUAUUCCUGAAAAGUUCCUCAUCGAAUUUGAUAUGAAGCAUGUAAAUUACUGGCACAAUAUGACAGUAUUGAUAUUAUUUUCUAUUACCUUGGAUAUCGUGGCAUAUAUUAUAUUAAAUAUAAGAAUCAAGAAACAUACAUGAUACACAGGAUGAUAUAUUUUGGGAUAAAACUUCGUAUAAGUUUUACAAUUAUAUACGGCAGGCGGGUAAAUAAAAUCUCAACGGGUCCAUUUGUUAAGAUUGACUGAUUUCUUGUAAUCUAUGUGAUUUAUAUCAUACUUAUAUAACACAAUUUAAUGUAAUUAUGUAAUACACAGAGAAAUAAUAAUGUUAGAUAAUUGUCUUACAAAUUGAUACAAACAAAUAAAAUACGUUCUAAAAACAA
Messenger RNA from Pogonomyrmex barbatus (red harvester ant), 2760 nucleotides. RefSeq names its product ATP-binding cassette sub-family G member 1. Gene Ontology annotation, molecular function: ABC-type transporter activity; ATP hydrolysis activity; ATP binding. Gene Ontology annotation, cellular component: plasma membrane. NCBI's taxonomy places the organism in Eukaryota, Metazoa, Arthropoda, Insecta, Hymenoptera, Formicidae. The record is from RefSeq and is a predicted model, not a curated record. Gene Ontology annotation, biological process: transmembrane transport.